GUGACACCAUCUUCCCAAACUCUUCUGCAAAGGUAUUUGAGCCAUGAGUGACAGUUAGGCUAAGCCUAAACUUGGCAAAGUUGCCAUCAGGGACUUCAUUGAGGAUCUGAGCCCUGAGCCAACAGAGGGGUACAUUUGUCACUGUGGCCUAAGAUGAACUGCAAUAUAUGGGCCAGGUCUCUCAGGUUGUUGGAGAAGAGGGUCAGGUGACCUCCAUGCGGCAGUGAAGUCAAAAAAAGAUGUUCUUUUGGUACUUGCAGAACGUGAGCAAGCAACCUCAAAAUAGUUUUGAGUAGCCCAGGCUGGACAAAGAUCAAAAGCACCUGGGGUCAGAAAAAUCCCUCCAGGCCUCACUCCCCUCUCUGGAUGGCAGCGGCUUGUAGUCAUGGAGCAGACCAUUGUCACACACCAACCCUCGCUGUCAAGGUCCAUGUUGGAGGAGAAAGGGGAUGGAGGUUUCUCUGCAGUAAGUGACACGAAUUGGAGGUCCAACAACGCGAGCGCAGUGGCAUUGACUCAGCCCGGCUUGGGCAUCGCCACGACGACCGUCACCACCAUCACGCAGACGGGCGGCGAGUGGAGCAGCGGCCUGUUUGACAUCUGCGGAGACAAGUGCACAUGUGUCAUCGGUGCUGUGGCGCCGUGCUGUUUGGACCUGAGUCUCGCUAAUCUGUAUGGCGAGUGCCUCUGUUUUCCUCUGCUGCCAGGGUCCACCUUUGCUAUGAGGGUCGCGCUCAGGGAGCGGUACAAGAUACGGGGGAACAUGUGCAACGACUGGAGUACCGUGUGUUGCUGUUACUCCCUGGCCGUGUGUCAGAUGGUGCGAGAGAUGAAGCGGCGGACGCUGGCUCGGACGUACCACGUAGCCACCACACUGGAGUGCACUUGACUUGGGACCACAAGUCUCCAGACCUGACCCUGAACAUCUUGCCCACUUCUCAGCAGUGUUGAUUCUGAGGGUCCCAGAAGGAAGCCUGCAUUGCUUCACUAGGUACAUUUGCACAGUCCAGUUUGAUGCAGUCCGAAAUGUAUUGCCACAUCUAAGUCUUUAUCAAGGAUACUAGUGCACGCUUAUUCACUCUUGUCAGUGUCAAUCAUAACUAAGAAUGAUUCUUUCUGUUUUUGAACUUUCUAAUCAUUCCUUUUGGUUCCCUUAUUGUCAACAUAUCAAGGACAAAACAUUAGGUAAAGUUAAAUGAAUGUAGCCGGUGUCAUUAAAACGGCAUUAUUAUUUAUAUCACCGUAUGGUGUCUUUGAGACUUGAACUUCAUCUUCAUUUUAUUAAGUGGAUAAAAUGUUGCAAUAAAUUUGUCAUAAAUGAGGACAAAGUGCAUAUAAAUAGCAAAAUAUAUUAUGUGAGCUUCCUGACUGGGAGGACAAUGACAUAAUGGACUUGUUCGCAUUUUUAUUUUUAUGAGCACGUGUUGGACCUUGCCAUAGAAACAUGAUUCAGUUAACAAGCGGACUUUAGGCUGUUUAACAAAUGCAUUUCAAAUUUCUGAAAGACAAAUGCUAUAGAUGAGUGGACACGAUGAAGCUGCAACAUAAUCAGCUUUGUCUGUUUUUCAUCAAAAUGCGUUGAAGCUAAAAAAAAAAAAAGUUUUUCUCUGUAUUAUUUUACUGCACGCCCAGAGAUAUGAGCCUCAUAAUCUUUUACAGCUGCCGCGUUGUGAUACUUUAUGGAUUUUGCAGGUCUGAGCUUUUUGAUUUUUGUCUUGCACGCCAAAGGUCAUCUGACACAUUAAAUGUAAUCCUUCUCUCUGGUA
Messenger RNA from Hippocampus comes (tiger tail seahorse), 1766 nucleotides. It is a transcript of the gene plac8l1, whose product is annotated as PLAC8 like 1. The coding region runs from base 386 to 889 and encodes 167 amino acids. The record is from RefSeq and is a predicted model, not a curated record. Lineage: Eukaryota; Metazoa; Chordata; Actinopteri; Syngnathiformes; Syngnathidae. The transcript is spliced from 5 exons.